This is a messenger RNA of Staurois parvus, 328 nucleotides long. NCBI's taxonomy places the organism in Eukaryota, Metazoa, Chordata, Amphibia, Anura, Ranidae. The record is from the annotation of a GenBank genome assembly.
GAUCCUGGCACCCCGGUUAUAAACCCUUCUCUGGACCUCCUGGGCUUGCUCCAUCUGCGAUUCUAUCCUGUCCUCCUCCUUGCAGAUUAUUGUGCCUUUCCAAGCCAAUAUCCUGCUUACUGUUUUCUGCUGCUGUCUACACCUCCGCUACUGACCUUUGGCUUGUUCCUGACCACGACGAUUGAUCCUGCUACCAUUUGUGACGCGACCCUUGGCUUGUGACCAACUCGUGCUUUCGUCUGAUCCCUAACCUGUUGAGUCCGCAGAUUGGUUCCCAGUCUGCUCAUUCCCUGGUGGGGUGAUCCUGAGAUCUGCGACCUGGUAUUAA